AUGGGCGGCGGUACUAUCGAAAAGUUCAUAAGAAAGAAAGGAAGUGUGGAUAGAGACACUAGGGCCGUAUUUAAACCAAGGAAGGCUAACAAGGAAGAUCCUCAAGUGAUGGUGAAACGUGAUUGCAUUGAGCCGAACCGGGUCGCUACCUUCGAACCAGUCGAAAGCUUCACGGUCGACCCAUCAAGUUCCAGAACUGGUGGUUUACCAAACAAAUUAUGGAUUUCAGGAAGUGCGGUACUGGUUCUGAACGGUGCUAUCUGGGUGGGUCGAGCACGGCUAAUCUGCAAUAUUUCGCUAGCCCAUAAUGUUAUCAGAUAG
Acaulospora colombiana is the source of this 321-nucleotide messenger RNA. The record is from the annotation of a GenBank genome assembly. NCBI's taxonomy places the organism in Eukaryota, Fungi, Glomeromycota, Glomeromycetes, Diversisporales, Acaulosporaceae.